ACAGCAUCCAUUUUUGUGAAAGAACUUGUUCUACGGUUGUAGUGGUCAAGCGGCUCGCGUUAAAUGAAAAAAAAAGAGCUCCGAAAUAAAAGGAAUAGACAACAUAUUCCUGAAACACAGCCUAGAAAUAUUUCUGGCGCUCGUGUUUGGAUGCGAAUAAAAGCCGCGAGGCGCGCAUAUAUUUUGCCACCAGGUGGCACGAUCAUCGCAACCGGCAUGGCCACCCCCAUGUGAAAUUUCAAGUGGAGUUGUCGCGAUCACGAAGCGAUCUAAAAAUGAGCUGUUUCAUGAGGAUAUCGAACAGCGUCAGUAAUAUGCGCUUACUUUUUACAAAGAUGUCUCUCUCAGAGAGCGUUUGUACGGUAUCAGCUUCCAGUGUUCACACGCUGACGAGCGCCGAAAGUGGGAACCGCGAGGCGGUGUUGUCCAGGGCAUGCCCUCAAUCGCCACUUCACGUGUCGAGGCGUUACAGAAAUCGAAAGAUUUUAUCCUGGCCCACAGACUACCUUCCUUACGAAUGGUCCUACCCCCCUCCUAAGGACCUCAUUGCUGAAUCGGGAGACCACGUUCACAACACCGAUCCGAUAGAGCUCUCAACACCGAAGGACGGAUUUGAACUUUCGGAGGAGCUCCAAACGGCGUCUCCAGAAGUCAAGCGCUUGUUCAGUUUGGAACUUGCAUCAAUGUGGGAGAUCUUCCACGUCAAGAAAAAAAGAUUCGUCAAGUUGGUUCAGCGGCAUCCAUAUGACGAGUAUUCAAUGGAGUAUAAGAUUGCACACAAAACAUUUAGAAUUCGGAAACUGAAGGAGGUCUUGGCGACAUUUCCAAAGCGCAAGGAGGUCAAGACUGCUCUGUGCCACGCCAUCCACAGUCGCAACAAGCUGCUGAAGUACCUCCGCCGCUGGGACCGCGAGCGCUUCGACUUUGUCACCCAAAAGCUGCAAGUCAGCUUCACGCCGGCGCCACUCAACUGCCUGCCCCCCCCGUUCACAAAGAAGGGCGACCUAAGGCGGCUCACCAAGGAGUACUGCGCCAAGAUGAAACAGGACAAACUGGACGCCUUCCACGCCAAGCUGAUGGCAGAACGGGCGGACUUCCUGGAAGAGAAGCGCAAGACGGAGGAAUGGAUCCGCAGCGAGGAGGAGCGGCUCAAGCUGACAGAAGAAGAGCGCAAGUCCACCGAGUACGCGGGCAUCCUGAAGGAGCUCAAGCACGAAGCCUAAAUGGGAGGGUGACUCUCUUCUGCUUCCUAGAAAAAAUAAAGAUGUUGCCAGUCGGUCAGUUCUGCAUGGACA
Messenger RNA from Ixodes scapularis (black-legged tick), 1295 nucleotides. It is a transcript of the gene bonsai, whose product is annotated as 28S ribosomal protein S15, mitochondrial. Gene Ontology annotation, biological process: translation. Lineage: Eukaryota; Metazoa; Arthropoda; Arachnida; Ixodida; Ixodidae. The record is from RefSeq and is a predicted model, not a curated record. Gene Ontology annotation, molecular function: structural constituent of ribosome. The transcript is spliced from 6 exons. Bases 276 to 1223 code for a protein of 315 amino acids. Gene Ontology annotation, cellular component: ribosome.